AGACUAAAGUCAACCUCUGGACGCGAAUGGAUAUUUCGACAUGUUUUGCCUGCUAGGAAAUGUUAAACUAAUCUACAUAUUCUUUAAAUUAAGAGCAGUUGUAUUCAUUAUCGAUUACAAUAGAACCUAGAGGUAACUUUCUGACUUCUAAUGUUGGUAAACAAAUGUAAGAGUUGAAUCCCAAGAAUCGCAUCGACAUUUUAAAUGGAUGCUAAUGAGCAUUAUUGUGUCACACACACAGUAAUGUUUGAGCUAACGAUACAACGUAAUGUUAUCAAUAAUACUGAUGAAACUAAAGAGGAACAGGAGGGGUUUUCAUCUCAAGUAGACACGGACUCGGAUGACUUCUCCCAAUGUCUGCUCAGCUACCUCGAAACCUCCAAAAGCAGAGCAGCAGUUUGUGAGAAGCGCAUCCUUCAGGAACUUGAAGACAUGACUGCAUCACAUCACACUGAGCACAUGAUGCACUUUCAUAUUCAACCCCAACAGGAUACAAUGAAACUAAAGGAGCAGGUCAUUUGUGACUCAGACAACCAGCAGAACGACUCUUCCACUGACACCCGCCUCCUUCCUGCAGAGACAGAAGCUCUUUUCCCUUACGAGGUGUCAGUGUGUCCCGACAAUGAAGGAGAUUACACAGAGAUGGAGAAUCGUUUGGGGUUGGAAUACGAGGCAGAGCGAGAGAUAGAACGCUGUGAGGAGAGGAAGAAGGAGGAGCAGAAGAGACGAAUAGAAAGAGACUUCCAGAUGGAGCUGAAGAAGAUAAUGGAGGCAGAGAAGCUCCAGCAGAAGGAACUUGAGUUGAUGGAGAAGAGAGCUCAGGAAAAACUGGACCAGGAGAUGAUGCUUCAGCGGGAAGUGAUCCGAAACUUACAGAGACGAGUGGAGGACGAGAGGAGGAUGAGGGAAGAGGGGCAGAAGAGGAUAAAGGACGAGGAAGACAAGAGGACAAGAAAGGAGGAUGAGAUUAGAAGGAAGAAAGAUGAAGAAUGGCGAGAAAAGAGGGAACAGGAACAUAUGAGAAGAGAGAAAGAGGUGAGGGUUACCACAGAGGAGGAAAGGAUUAGAAAAAGAAAAGUAGAGGAUGUUCUGAUGAAGAAGAAGAAGAGGGAUAACAUAGAACUUGAAGGUGAAGAAAUAAAACCUGAGGAGAGGAAGAACAAGGAAGAAAAGGCUAGGGAUGAGGAGGCAAGGAAGAAGGAGACGUUGAAGGAAGUUGUAAGCAUAAAGGGAGGGGGGGAAAGAAAUAUGAAGGAAGACAUAAUAACAUUUGAAGAGGAUGAGAUGAGGAAAGAGGAAGGACGGCAAAGGGAGAGGAGACAGGAGGAAGAGAGGAGACAGGAGGAAGAGAGGAGACAGGAGGAAGAGAGGAGACAGGAGGAACAGGAAGAAGAGAGAAGACAGGAGGAGGAGAGGAGACAGGAGGAGAGGAGACAGGAGGAAGAGAGGAGACAGGAAGAAGAGAGGAGACAGGAGGAAGAUGAAGUGGGCUGUAAAGGGUAUGAUGUGGACAAAGGAAAGAUGGAGAGAAAAGGAGAUGAGAGAAAAAGUGUAGAAGCAGAGAAGGAGCUAAAGGAGGAAGCGGUGGGAGAAAACCAGAUAACAGCUAACCAGGAAAUAAGACUCAAAGAAAAGCAGCAGAGUGAACAGAGAGUGGUGCACCAUGGGAAAAAGGAGGAGCAAGUGGUGAAAGCAAAUGAGCUGCACGCAAAAAGCAAAAUGAGUCAACGUGAGAAAAAGAACAUGGAUGAAAGGGAAACAUCCACUUCCUGGACUUCCUCUGGUCCUUUACACAGCGAGUCUCCCAUCAGUGCUGACACCGUACCACAGCUACAUGAAGAAGGGAGCAUCGAUCAGACCUCCAUGGAUAAAGCCAGGCCUUCUACUGAGUCUGUGUUUCCCUCUGAGAGCCUCCCAGAGCUCACAGAGGAGAGGAGGCUGGACUGGAUGAAGGACUGCAUCCCCUGGUCCAAACUCUCCCUGCAGAACCGGAGGAAGCAGAGAGGGUCUGUGCGCAGAGGAAGAGGGCCGAGGGGGGUCAGCAGUCUGCCUCCAAUCUGCCCUGACUCUCUGCUGAGGGCCACAGGCUGGAAGUCCCUGCUGGAGGUGACCACAGUGACUCUGGAGGAUUUACCCGGCUGCAGCGUGUCCUCUCUCAGUCAGUGCACUCGACUCCAGUCCCUCACCCUCAGACGCUGCGGCCUCAAAUCUCUGGAGGGCCUCAACCAGCUCGCACAGCUCUGCUACAUCGAUGUGCAGGAAAAUGACAUCUCAUUUGUCGACUGUGAAAAUAUGACGAGUUUACGAGUUCUUCAACUCGGCCACAACAAGCUGACGUCCAUCCAUGGUUUGACUGGGGCGGAGAAUGUGGACGUCCUCGACCUCUCGAACAACUCCAUCACCCGCAUUGCUGGUCUGGAGUCGAUGAAGAGACUGCAGCGGUUAUCAUUGGAUCACAACCAGCUGAUCAGCACCAGAGGACUGAGGGACGUCUACACGCUGCUGCACCUGAACUGCUCUCACAACCACCUGGUGACGGUGGAGGGUCUGGAGAACAGCGCUCUGCUCUGCACGCUGGACCUGAGCGCCAACAGCCUCACUGAGCCCCCCAGCCUGAGCAACCAGGUCCUCCUGAGCGAGCUGCACCUCCAGGACAACAGCAUCUCCUCCCUGCAGAGCCUCAGCGCCGCCUGGAUGCCCCUCCUGCAGCAGCUCUCUGUGGCCCAGAACAGAGUUACCCAGCUGCCCUCCAUGUCUGGUUGUGUGUCCCUUGCAAAUCUGGAUCUUCGAUUCAACUGCCUGUCAGAGCCCCAGAACGUGUGUGAGAGUCUGGAGGGAUGUCACUUCCUGCGAGAGGUGCAGCUCACAGGGAAUCCUCUUCAGCAGGAGAGAGGCUGGAGAUCCGCUGUGCAGAAAGCGUUGCCGAGCCUGAGGUCCAUCGAUGGCCAGCAGACAGACUCCUCUCUAGCACCCCCUGCUGUUCCUCAGCUCGGCUCGGCCUCAGGCAGCUUCCUGAUGUUCUGCCAGGCUCAGCUUCAGCAGACUCAGUAUUCACAGCAGCAGCUCAGCAGGGAGCUCAGUAAUGCCUCGUCUUCCCUGGAUGCUGUGAAGUCCUCCUGCCGACACUUCACUGAGGCUCUGCAGCUGGCUGAGGACCAGAGAUAUGCCCAUGAGUACGGAGACACCACUGUGACUGCAGGCGCAACAACACCUGAGGAAACACUUGACAUGGACAGUAGCAAUACUGAAAACCACAGAGAAAUGGAAUCCACUGGACACGUCUCUCCAGUUCUUCCAAAUCGAGACCAUACCAGAUGCAGCAACUGGACUUUUGAGGAUAAGUACGCUGCAGAAAUCCAACAUAACACAUUUAACACUGUUGCAACACAUCUAAACACUGGGCCAACAGUUCGAGAAGCAAACUCGGAAAGUGUUCACCCCUCGACAACUUCCUCCAAUCUCAAAAUGGCACCUGUGUCCAACCAUGAGGAUCUGAACCUCCAAAGUAGCACAGCAGCAGUCGGGAUUCAGCAGCUGUGUGCUUACAGACAGAAAAGUGGGAACGUCAGCCGUCCCUCCACAGCAGAGGAGGGUGGAGGAAGAGGAGGAAGAGGAGGAGAGCCAGAGUCAGGACCUGCCUUUUUAAAUGGGAGCGUUGUUGCUCAGCAUUAUGCAGCAAGUGUCAUCCAGGCGUUUUGGAGGGGCUUUUCUCUGAGGAGGAGGCUCGCAUCUGCUCUGGCUGCUGUCACACGCCCCGACGCGGCAGAGGACGACACCUUUGAGGAGGUGGACGUGGAUGAAUUUGACUUCGAUGAGGCAGCGCUGGAGAAACAGUGGACAUUGUCCCUUCCUGAGGACUCUCCUCCCAGACGUUACCUUGUGUCAGACCAGCCACGGUCUCUGAAGCCUCCUGUUCACUUUCCUGAACCCUCUGAGUAUAUACUCUCACCCCCGCCUGUGUGGAGGCCGAAGCAGGCCUGGGUGCCUCCGGAACAGGCUGCUGAACAGAGAGUUUCCCCUGAGAGAAGCAAGUCUCCUGCUUCAGCGUCGGCGCUCAGCCGUCUCUCUGAAAGAUCGGAAAAGAUUAUAGAAGAAUGGGGGUUCACUCACAGCCACACAGCUCUCCAGAUGCUCAAGAGAGCUCGGAAGAUGAAGUCAACUAAACAACAGCAGAGUAAACGUAGAGAUCCCUUUGACCGCCAUUCCUCGGUCAACAAGUGCAGUUACCAGCUGGGACCAGUGGAGGCACGAAACAGGCCAACACAACACAUCAGGAAUGAAAUAAAAGUUGUCCAGGCUGAGCUGGAGCUUCAGCAGGCGGAGAAGGUGGAGCGAGUGAAGCAGCAGCGAGCUCAGCAGUGGCUUCAGACCCAGGCUGCUCGCUCUGACCGGGGCUCAGAGAGCGUGCAUUUCUUACCGGAGAUCAGCUCGGACAUUCUGAACGGAGGCAGAGUGCAGCUCGUGGCAGACCUGGGAUCCGCAGAACGUCACGCCAGCGGAUCGUGCGCCAACAACAGUUUAGCUGCCCAGCCCUGCAACGAGAACGAUUAUCCUCACAGAAACUCUUUGGGUCAUGCAAGAAAAGAAGUCCCAUCUCCUCCGAGAGUCACGUCGGCUCCGUCAAAAAAGGAGCGCAUGUCCUUCCGAGACAACCCAGUCAUGAAGAGCGGCGGCUGGGGAGGAGGCAAGAAGAGGGACAAAUUCUACAAGUAAAACACAAACUCUUCCACAGCCACUUCACCUUUUAAGAUAUGUCUUUACCCAACAUGUGAAGAACUCAGACAUAUCUAUCUGAUGUUGGUUCAUUUUCAGAUAGAUAUCUUAAGAAUGCAGGUUCUUCAAAAUAUGUGCAUUGAGUUCAGGAAAGUUUGGAUGCAAUUGUUUGCUAACAACCUGUGUUGUGGUAAUGACCCGACAUUUGAACCAAUGGAUCUCACAAGACCAUUUCUUCCUUCCGUGACGAAAACUCUCUUUAUUUUUAUUAAAAAGGAUAUUUCCCCCUGCAGCUGUUCUUUUCAAACUCAGCUGAAAACUUGAGCUCCCCGUCCCGAACAAAAAUGAAUUAAGAGCAAUAGGACCCGGACCAGCCCAAAUAUCUUCGGGCACUUUCGUUAUGUUGACUCAGCUCAAGUUUCAGCACCUGAACCAAACACAUGGAACCAAAUGGCACGCUUCAUAUGCAAAUGAUGGCAGGAAAUAAGAACCAGGAACUUUUUAUACCCGUGAAUUCAUGUUUCCUUGGAUGCUGAACGGUUGUUUCUAUGCUGAUUUACUGUCUCGACAACAAACUAAGUAAUUAGUUUGCAGCCGUGGGAAGAGACUUGCCGUUUACACAUAUUCUGCUCUUUUAAGACUAAAAUGUAACCCUUAAAUAGUUUCUGUAUCCUGGAGGACACAUUGCCCCGAUAAGGUUAUACAACAGAGAUAAUCACUCACAGAUAGACUUAUGUUUUGAAGCCUAUACUUGUGUAAAUACAGUGAAUUAUGGGUCUAAUAACAGCAAUAUGGGUGGAAGAUAGGUGUAAUAAAUGGGUGUAACACAGGUGGAACCUAGAUGUACUAUGGGUGUGAAGUUGGUGUAACAUGGGUGUGAUAUGGAUGUACAGUAACAUGGGUGUGAUAUGGAUGUACAGUAACAUGGGUGUGAUAUGGAUGUACAGUAACAUGGGUGUGAGAUGGAUGUACAGUAACAUGGGUGUGAUAUAGAUGUACAGUAACAUGGGUGUGAGAUGGAUGUACAGUAACAUGGGUGUGAGAUGGAUGUACAGUAACAUGGGUGUGAGAUGGAUGUACAGUAACAUGGGUGUGAGAUGGAUGUACAGUAACAUGGGUGUGAUAUGGAUGUACAGUAACAUGGGUGUGAUAUAGAUGUACAGUAACAUGGGUGUGAGAUGGAUGUACAGUAACAUGGGUGUGAUAUGGAUGUACAGUAACAUGGGUGUGAUAUAGAUGUACAGUAACAUGGGUGUGAGAUGGAUGUACAGUAACAUGGGUGUGAUAUAGAUGUACAGUAACAUGGGUGUGAGAUGGAUGUACAGUAACAUGGGUGUGAGAUGGAUGUACAGUAACAUGGGUGUGAGAUGGAUGUACAGUAACAUGGGUGUGAGAUGGAUGUACAGUAACAUGGGUGUGAGAUGGAUGUACAGUAACAUGGGUGUGAUAUGGAUGUACAGUAACAUGGGUGUGAGAUGGAUGUACAGUAACAUGGGUGUGAGAUGGAUGUACAGUAACAUGGGUGUGAGAUGGAUGUACAGUAACAUGGGUGUGAUAUGGAUGUACAGUAACAUGGGUGUGAGAUGGAUGUACAGUAACAUGGGUGUGAGAUGGAUGUACAGUAACAUGGGUGUGAUAUGGAUGUACAGUAACAUGGGUGUGAGAUGGAUGUACAGUAACAUGGGUGUGAGAUGGAUGUACAGUAACAUGGGUGUGAGAUGGAUGUACAGUAACAUGGGUGUGAGAUGGAUGUACAGUAACAUGGGUGUGAUAUGGAUGUACAGUAACAUGGGUGUGAGAUGGAUGUACAGUAACAUGGGUGUGAGAUGGAUGUACAGUAACAUGGGUGUGAGAUGGAUGUACAGUAACAUGGGUAUGAUAUGGGGGUGAAAAGGUUGUACAUUGGGUGUGAUAUUGGUAUAUUAUAGGUGUAACCUGGGUGUAAUGUUGGUGUUAUAUGGGUGUUAUAUGCAUGUAACAUGGGUGUAACAUGGGUGUUAUAUAGGUUCAAUAAAAAAAUGUAUACCCCAAAUGGGCAAUACAUUUUAGAAAAAAAA
This is a messenger RNA of Gymnodraco acuticeps, 6770 nucleotides long. It is a transcript of the gene lrriq1, whose product is annotated as leucine-rich repeats and IQ motif containing 1. The transcript is spliced from 27 exons. Bases 205 to 4713 code for a protein of 1502 amino acids. The record is from RefSeq and is a predicted model, not a curated record. Gene Ontology annotation, molecular function: protein binding. NCBI's taxonomy places the organism in Eukaryota, Metazoa, Chordata, Actinopteri, Perciformes, Bathydraconidae.